AUGGUUCGAAGGACGCAAAGGGCCAACCCACCCGAGGAUGUGACUGACCAUCGUUUUUUACAAUUUCCGCAAACGCUGAACAAUGCUACCCGGGCGCGUUAUGUCACAAACUUGAGCUUGCUUCUCACCAAAGAAAUUGAUAUAGCACCAUCAUUCGAUUGGGAAUUGGCUACCAGGACUGGACUAGCUGCAUUGAUCCAGGGAUUUUUGCAAUACACGCACUGGGAUGCGAGUGGUGUGGACUUGAAGGCACUCGAUGCCAGGACAGCUUUUGCCUUCAGACUAGGUGGAGUGAGCUGCGAAUGCAACGUGAUGGAGCUUGCGACUCAGGUGGGUAUUUACACAGCUGAUGAGACGAGGAGUGUCCACUUCCUGUUAUUCCUUGUUGAUUGUCUUACGGAGCGGCCAGAUGACUAUAACAAGAACACUUUUUGGGCCGAGAUUACAGGGGCGGUUUAUACACCAUCUACCGCGUGA
Molecule: messenger RNA, 477 nt
Organism: Lactuca saligna
Lineage: Eukaryota; Viridiplantae; Streptophyta; Magnoliopsida; Asterales; Asteraceae
Source: the annotation of a GenBank genome assembly